This is a messenger RNA of Archocentrus centrarchus (flier cichlid), 2033 nucleotides long. RefSeq names its product solute carrier family 6 member 11a (gene slc6a11a). Gene Ontology annotation, molecular function: gamma-aminobutyric acid:sodium:chloride symporter activity. The transcript has 14 exons. Gene Ontology annotation, cellular component: cell projection; plasma membrane. The record is from RefSeq and is a predicted model, not a curated record. Gene Ontology annotation, biological process: sodium ion transmembrane transport; nitrogen compound transport; amino acid transport. NCBI's taxonomy places the organism in Eukaryota, Metazoa, Chordata, Actinopteri, Cichliformes, Cichlidae. The coding region runs from base 34 to 1776 and encodes 580 amino acids.
GUUUUGCCAUCAGACCAUCUCUUGCUCAGCAGUAUGGCAGAAUCUUUGCGCAGGCUGUUUCAUCUCCCCACAAAGAGCACUUCAAAAACUGUUGAAGAGCGCGGCAAGUGGGGCAGCAAAAAGGAGUUCAUCCUAUCUGUGGCCGGUGCUAUUAUUGGACUUGGCAAUGUGUGGAGAUUUCCAUAUCUUUGCUACAAGAAUGGCGGAGGUGCAUUCUUCAUUCCUUACAUCCUGUUCCUUGUGACCUGUGGCAUACCUCUGUUUGUGCUGGAGACAGCACUGGGCCAGUACACCAGUCAGGGGGGGAUCAUGUGCUGGAGGAAGAUCUGCCCCCUGUUUGAAGGCAUGGGAUACACCAGCCAAAUGAUCAUUCUCUAUGGAGGCAUCAGCUACAUUGUGGUUUUAGCCUGGGCUUUUCUCUACUUGUUCUCUUCCUUCUCUGGAGAGUUGCCGUGGGCCACCUGUAAUAAUGCUUGGAACACAAAUCAUUGUGUGAUAAUAAACAACUACAAUGCCACUGUCAACUGGACAUCACCUGUGAAUUCAUCCUCUUCUGUUGUAGAGUUUUGGCAGCGACGGGUGUUGAAUAUAUCCACUGGCAUAGAGACCUUGGGAAGCAUACAGUGGGAACUUUCUCUGUGCCUUCUUCUUGCCUGGGUCAUCUGCUACUUUUGUGUCUGGAAGGGAGUGAGAUCCACAGGAAAGGCUACAUAUUUCACAGCCACAUUACCCUUCGUCACAUUAACUGUGCUGUUUAUCAGAGGAAUCACCCUUCCUGGAGCCUUCCAUGGGAUCAAAUAUUACUUGUAUCCCAAUCCUGCACGGCUCGCUGACCCUCAGGUCUGGAUGGAUGCUGGAACACAAAUAUUUUUUUCAUAUGCAAUAUGUUUGGGAUGCCUGACUACACUUGGAAGCUACAACAAGUACAAUAAUAACUGUUACAGAGACUCCUUCUAUCUUUGCUUGUUGAACAGUGGGACCAGCUUUGUACUGGGCUUUGCAAUUUUCUCAGUUCUGGGUUACAUGUCACAAAAGCAGGGUGUCGAUAUUGCUACAGUUGCUGAGUCAGGCCCAGGACUUGUCUUUAUAGUUUACCCACAAGCUGUGACCCUGCUUCCUUGGCCUCAGGUCUGGUCUGUGUGCUUCUUCACCAUGAUCAUUUUAUUAGGCAUUGACGGUCAGUUUAUAGGUCUUGAAAGCAUCAUGACCUCUUUAACAGAUGUCUUCCCAGCCCACAUUCGAAGAGGAUAUUACAGAGAGCUUUAUCUGAUGCUGAUCUGUGCUCUGUGCUAUAUGCUUGGCCUGUUAUUAGUAUCAGAGGCUGGCGCAUACAUUCUGCAGAUCUUUGAUCACUAUGUAUGCAGUGGGCCCACUCUUCUUCUGAUGGCAAUCUUGCAGUCAGUGAUUAUUGGAUGGAUUUAUGGAGCAGAACGCUUCUGUGACAACAUAGAGGACAUGAUUGGGUACAAACCUCUGUCACUUAUCAAGUACUGCUGGCUGUAUGCCACCCCUCUUAUUUGUGGUGGAACUCUUGUGUUUUUGCUGAUGAGUUACACACCAAUGAGGUUCAACAACACCUAUGUGUAUCCUUGGUGGGCUUUCUGGAUUGGAUGGUUCCUCGCCAUGUCAUCUCUUUCUAUGAUCCCAGUCACUAUGAUCUACAAACUGACCAAAGGAAGAGGGACUCUCUGGCAGCGUCUGAAGACCAGCUCCCAGCCAGCAAAUGACCUUCCAGUGAUGGCAAAGGAAAUGGCAUGUGUCACUGCAUGUCCGUGAUAAUGGAACAAAUGACCAUAUUUAAUAAAAUCUCAUCUUUAAGAACAGUUUCUUUUUUUUUAUUUCAAAAGUAUGUAGUGUAGCUUUUUUGCUCUACAGAUAUAUAUGGUGAGUCAUUUUUAGUAUACCAAUAUUUAUUUUAAGACAAGAAGACCAGCUUGAAGUAUCAAAUGUCUAAAAUAAGAGUUUUUUUUUAAUGUAAUUAUGUCAAGAAUCAAUACCAUCAUUGGCAUAUUCAGCUGAGCUAUAUGAGCUAU